AUGGCCGAGCGACCGCCGAACGACGCGUCGCGCAUCGCCUCCGUCGCGACGAGCCUCUUCGCCCACGCCGCCGCCAAAGGUGGGCAGGAAGGCCUCGACCGGGAGAAGGUGAACAACAUCAUCUUCGAGCUCAGCGGGUCGAGCUCCUACACGAAGGAGAAGCUCGAGCACCGCGGCGACGCGGAGAAGUGGGUCGCGGCCGCGCGGCGAAAGCUCGAGACGUUCGACGGCACGAAGCGCUCCGUCGCCGCGCACCACCUGCGGAAGCGCGAGGCGGCGCUCGAGGCGACGCGGCGGGCCAUGGACGCGGCGGGGACCGUGUGCUGCGUCGUCGACUUCGACAUGUUCUACGCGGCCGUGGAGCUCCGGGACCGGCCGGAGCUGAAGGACAAGCCGGUGGCGGUGGGCGGGCCCGGCAUGAUCACGACGGCCAACUACGUCGCGCGCAAAUGGGGCGUGCGGUCCGCGAUGCCGGGCUUCAUCGGCCAGGAGCUCUGCCGCCGCGGGCCCGAGUUCGGCAUGCCCCGCGCGGAGCUCGUCUUCGUGCGCCCGGACUUUGAGAAAUAUACGGCGGUGUCCAAGGUCGCGCGGAAAAUCUUCGCCGAGUACGACCCGCACCUCGCCUGCUACUCCCUCGACGAGGCCUACCUGGACCUGACG
Aureococcus anophagefferens is the source of this 660-nucleotide messenger RNA. RefSeq lists its product as hypothetical. Gene Ontology annotation, biological process: error-prone translesion synthesis. The annotation marks the transcript as partial. NCBI's taxonomy places the organism in Eukaryota, Pelagophyceae, Pelagomonadales, Pelagomonadaceae. Gene Ontology annotation, molecular function: DNA-directed DNA polymerase activity. The record is from RefSeq and is a predicted model, not a curated record. Gene Ontology annotation, cellular component: nucleus. The transcript has a single exon.